Botrytis deweyae is the source of this 4083-nucleotide messenger RNA. RefSeq lists its product as uncharacterized. Gene Ontology annotation, molecular function: protein binding; metal ion binding. The transcript is spliced from 4 exons. The record is from RefSeq and is a predicted model, not a curated record. Bases 1 to 4083 code for a protein of 1360 amino acids. Lineage: Eukaryota; Fungi; Ascomycota; Leotiomycetes; Helotiales; Sclerotiniaceae.
AUGUUAAUCCAAAAUUCCAAAGAUGAUUGGCCUCUGGAUGAAAAAGCUCUUGGGACAGAGUUUGUUACUGUUCAAGUUGGCAAACAAAAGAAAGAAGUCGCUUUCCAUAAGAAACUCCUCUCCAGUCGUUCCACAGCCUUCGAAAAUCAUAUGAAAGUACUCAAAGAGAAGGGGAAAUAUCAAUUCCAUUGUGAACCGCGAUUCGAAAACGCAUUUUCUAUCCUCGUCACAUACUUAUACAAAGGGUAUGUCCCAGCGUGUCCUAACGAAGAUGGACCCGGAUCUAGUUCUUAUGGUCGACAGAUGAGAGAAUUAUACUAUUUGGCCGAACGAUUCGAAAUCAUUGAUUUAAUGGACAAGACCAUGGAUGCAAUUCAGGCCCAUGAUUGUCGAUUUGAUCGAGACAUCUACAAGCACAUGCCAGAAGUCUACAAAAAUACCACCAGGAAAAGCUCUUUACGGUAUUACUGUGCUCUGAGUGCGGCGUGGUAUUUCGGUCGCCCAAGCUCUCCCAAUAGUCAGAAACUGAAACGACUUGAAGCUAUCAAAGAUAAAGCGGACAUUCUUUACGAUAUUAUGAAGUUGCAAUUGAAAUUCGAAUCUAACAUUUCAAAUGCAAAAAGCGAUUAUCGAGUUCCUUCCGACGAAAGUGGACUUGGCCAUUGUACUUUUCAUACGCAUAGGAUAGGAGAGAUGUGCCAACGACUUGUCUUACUUGCGUCUCCUAAAUCCUCUCAUGAUAGCAAAACCCACGGGCAAACACAUCCGAUUAAUAUCAGGGACGGUGGUAAUCGUAGAAUGGAGGGUAAGACCAGAGACUUUCCGCAGAGAUGUGUGAGCGAAAGCGAAAGUUCAGAAGUAGUAGAAGAGGGAGAAGAUGAUGACGACCUUCCCAUCUUCACACAAGAGAAGGCUCGGCAGGUCAAUGCAACUACUGUCUCGAAGAAGAUCAAGAAAGAGGACGGUGACGAGGAAAAUGACUUAAAUCACUCUGCGAGCACAGUUGUCUCAGGGAAGAGACUGAGGAGUGAAAGUCCAAUACUAGGAAGCAACGAGGAUGUUAUUUCGAAUCCAGGAAAACGACCACUUGAAACCAAUGAUGAGGAAAGCUCAAGUAGGAAGCGACCAUUCGUCAUAAUCAGCGGGAAUAUUUCACGAGAUAGAAGAUCUGAGCCUACUGGCCCUAGUCGAGGGGCACAGCAACAACAGCAGCGAAUCUGUGACGCACUGGGCUUUCGCAAAGGCCAUGAUGACGAUAGUUCAACCGGUAUUAAGCCAAGAGCCCCAGUACUUUUCAAUCAAUCCAACGGUCAAAUUACUACUAUGAGAAACGAUACGAGUCGUCUCACAUCUGGCUCUAUAAUGUCGAGUUAUGGUCGUGGCGUUGACACAUCCAGGACAAAGUCGAUCUCUAUUGAUUCUUCCACCAUGGCUUCUGAUGAGGCAAACGACAGGAACGAAUGGCCUAUAACUCCAGACAUUUUAGGAAUUGAAACCGCAACAAUUUGCAACGGUGGAGUCAAAGAACAAGAAAUCACUUUUCACACCCGGCCAUUGACUCGACUGUCUCCCAAAUUUGCUCAAUUUUGUCGCCGGAAGAAGCAAGUUGAUGGUCGAUUUACUCUAACAUGCGCUCAGAAUAAAUAUGAUGCUUUCACAUGUAUUGCUCUUUAUGCAUACCAUGGAAAAGUACCAAAUGCACCGAAGGACAUCGAUCCAAUCUACACCCAGCGUUUGAGAUGGAUCUAUUAUGUGGCUGAGGAGUUCGGACUCAAUGAUUUGAUGAACAAGACGAUUGAUGCUUUACGAGUCUAUGAUUUCAAAUACAAGCAGGAAAUUCAUGCUCACACCGAAGAAAUAUAUCGCAAUACUUCAAAAGGAAGCUUGCUGAGAUGGUACUCUGCGGCAUCAGCAGCUUGGUCUUGGGGACGAGAAACGGGACCUGCAACUGCAUCACAGAGGGAUAAUCGCAAGAAAUUCAUUUCUUCUGGUAGGGGCAAUCCGGACAUUUUUGCGGACUUUCAUCUGGUCGACCUUUUCCAUCGGGAUUAUAUCAGAGGUUUUGAUACGGAUUGGAGAGAUGUUCAUGAUUCUGGUCUGCCAGUUUGCGCAUUUCAUUGCCAUUCACCGGGAGAAACUUGUCAUCGUACGGGAAUUACGGAGCCGGCAGAAGUACCAGAGCAUAUUUCGAAGAUUUUUGAUGGGGUUGAAGAUGCUGUGCUUUUGAAUCGUUCGCAGAUUAUUGAUACUCCUUCUGAUCAAGAUGUGCGUUCGAGCGCACGACAAAGUACCCCGCCAAGGUCUUCAGAGCCGGAAAUUCUCCAGGCAGAAGAUGAGAAUCUUAAGUCUGGAGAUAGAAGGAAUAAGACUCCGGUGGCUAGUCGUGAAAUGGUUCAUCCAGUUGGGGAUGAAGCAAUCAAUGGAGACCGAGAGAUGAGUGUGCUUCAAGAGAUCACAAUGAAGAAGUCCACUACAGAGGAAAUUUCAAAGCAAUCAUCAACCACUCCACUAGCUCCUAUCAAAAAUCCACCCUCAACAAGAGUUGUACCUCCAGGAAGCAAAAAGAGUAAUCGAUCGCAGAAGCAUAGUCCAGCAAAUUUCAAAAAUGAAGCACCAACUGAAGAUCUUUACGGGGCUUCUGAUAUUGAUAUGGAUCGUGAAGCUGCAGAAAAUUCCGUCGAACCAGGACAGAAAGUUACAGACUCCAAGACUUAUGAUGAGCAGCUGGCAAAUGCAUGGAGAGUACCAUUGUCGUCAUUUCCUCCACAAAAGACUCGAAUUGUACCAGGUACCGUUGUUACGAACAAGCUUGGAAAUACUGAAGGUUCUCAAGCUAUACGUGAUAUUCUCGAUAUUCGUGAUAGUCCCACUGUCACUGAGAAUGGAAUUUUGAAGGGGUCUUCAAGAAAAGGCAUUAAAAAGAGAAAAGCCGUUGUUACUGAAGAUGAUACUAAUCACGACGGUGACUCUGUCGUUACUAAGAAACCAAAAACCUCCAAUUCAAGUCUUAAGUCUAUCAUCAAAACUUCUGUAUCGCAAAAGGCUAAUGGAAAAAAACCAUCCAAAAUUCAAAAUUCCGAGUCUGAGUCUUCGGAAGAAGAUAGUUCAGAGCGAAGUUCAGGAACUAGUUCUGAAAUUAGUUCGAGUGACGAAGAUGAUGAGAUGAUGAAUGGUUGGUCGACUGAUGAAGGUUCAGACUCCUACGACGAAGAAUCUAUCUCUCAAGCUAUUUCCCAAGUUGAGAUAAACCAGGAGUCUGAUUCCAGCGAUAGUGAUACCGAUAGCGAAUCCGAGGGACCGGAUACAGAGCCAUCCUUUAUUGAUUCCGGAAUCCAUUCUCAUAUAUCUUCGAAAGCCACCUCUUCAUCAGUUCUCGUCCAAUCUCAACCCUCCUUCACUCAAUCAAGUACUUCAAAUUCACGAAAUAUACCUGGCGUAGCACCAUUACGACCUGGGUAUUGCCUUAUCUACAACUACAAAGGACGUUGCAAUAAAGCCUGUGGACUCCAACACUUGUGUCUAAAAUGUGAUCUUCAACAUUCUUCUCUCCAUCAUCAUCAAUACCAGCCAAACUUUCGAGCUUCGAAUAAAGAUCCUUCGAUUGAAACCUGCCGAGACUGGAACGCUGGUCGCUGCGCAGUCAGAGUUACAAAUUGUACUCUACGACAUAUCUGCUCUAUAUGUAACGGAGGUCAUCGAAGCAUUUAUCACGAGCACGACGAUGCUUUUCCCAAGAGUGAUAAACAGCGUCCUGAUCGCACAGUAGGAGAAUCCAGUCACUUCAGUCGAGAAGGCCGUCUUGAUCAUCGUCACUCACAGGCAAAUUCUCCUCACAUCUCAGAAAAUUGGCCUGAAGCUUCUCACUCCUCGUCUCGUCGUCAACAGCAUUAUAUUGAAGAGGUAGAACAACAAGAUUCUGCAAUCGAAUUAAAAUUUGCCUCGUGUCAAAUGUGGCAACGGGGUACGUGUAUUAGGAAGAGGACGAAAUGUCAAUUAUCACAUAUUUGUGAAAGGUGUGGACAGUUGACUCAUAGGACUGCGAAGCAUGAUACUUAUAUGAGUAAAACUGCUCCGCGGGCUUGA